This is a messenger RNA of Octodon degus (degu), 3187 nucleotides long. It is a transcript of the gene P3h2, whose product is annotated as prolyl 3-hydroxylase 2. The coding region runs from base 228 to 1787 and encodes 519 amino acids. Lineage: Eukaryota; Metazoa; Chordata; Mammalia; Rodentia; Octodontidae. Gene Ontology annotation, biological process: collagen metabolic process. Gene Ontology annotation, cellular component: endoplasmic reticulum. The transcript is spliced from 14 exons. The record is from RefSeq and is a predicted model, not a curated record. Gene Ontology annotation, molecular function: procollagen-proline 3-dioxygenase activity; L-ascorbic acid binding; iron ion binding.
GCGCGGGGCCCGGGGCCGAGCUGCGCUUCUUCCGCGCCCUGCUGGAGCGCGCGCGCUGCCACCGCCAGUGCCAGGACCAGCGCCUCGGGGGCCCGGAGUCUCCGCAUCGCGCCAGCGAGGAUGUCCGCAGCGACUUCCAGCGCCGGGUGCCCUACAACUACCUGCAGCGGGCCUACCUCAAGCUUGACCAGCUGGAAGAGGCUGUGCAGGCGGCCCACACGUUUUUCAUGGCCAACCCUGAGCACAUGGAAAUGCAGCAGAACAUCGAGAAUUACAGAACCACGGCUGGCGUUGACUCAGUCCAGCUGGUAGAUCGAGAAGCCAAAGCUCACUUGGAGAGCUACAGCACGGCAGUGAAGCAUUACGAGGCCGAUGACUUCGAACAGGCUGUCAAGCACUUUGAAAAGGCUUUAAGAGAAUAUUUCAAUGAAGAUGUAGAGUGCCGAGCCCUGUGUGAGGGACCUCAGAGAUUUGAAGAGUAUGAGUACUUAGGGUACAAAGCUGGUCUCUAUGAAACCAUCGCAGAUCACUACAUGCAGGUGCUGGUCUGUCAGCACGAGUGUGUGAGGGAACUUGCCACACGCCCCGGCCGCCUCUCUCCCUUUGAGAAUUUUCUUCCUCUGCAUUACGACUACCUGCAGUUUGCCUACUACCGAGUGGGUGAAUACGUAAAGGCUCUGGAGUGUGCCAAGGCCUAUGUGCUGUUCCACGCGGAUGAUGCGGACAUGCUGGACAAUGUAGAUUACUACGAAAGUCUGCUGGAGGACGGCAUGGACCCGGCAUCCGUUGAGCCUAGAGAGGAUGCAGCAAUGUUUGUGAAACGCCAUGAACUUGAAGCUGAGCUGAUAAAGUCAGCUGCAGAGGGUCUGGGAUUUUCGUACACUGAACCAAAUUAUUGGAUCCGAUAUGGGGGCCGACAAGAUGAGAAUCGGGUCCCUUCAGGCGUGAAUGUGGAAGAGUCUGAAGUUUAUGGAUUGUCGGUCGGAAAGAAAUUAUCAUCCAAGAUAGAUCGAGAUCUAACAGAGGGUGGCCCCCUGCUCUACGAGAACGUCACCUUCGUGUACAACUCAGAGCAGCUGAACGGGACCCAGCGCGUUCUCCUGGAUAACGUCCUGUCUGAAGAGCAGUGCCGGGAGCUGCACAGUGUGGCCAGAGGCAUCAUGCUCAUUGGCGAUGGAUACAGAGGAAAAACUUCACCCCACACGCCCAAUGAAAAGUUUGAAGGCGCAACUGUCCUGAAAGCACUCAAAUUUGGUUAUGAAGGCCGAGUCCCGCUGAAGAGCGCCCGUCUAUUCUACGACGUCAGUGAGAAGGCUCGAAAGAUCGUGGAGUCCUAUUUCAUGCUGAACUCCACCCUGUACUUCUCCUACACGCACCUGGUCUGCCGCACGGCCCUGUCUGGUGAGACGUCACGGUGCACCUUGCACCCUUCUCCUCACGGUUCGUUGUCUGAACAGCUUUCCCUCCACUGUUGCAGUGCUCUCCUGUAUAUGAACGAUGACUUUGAAGGAGGGGAAUUCAUAUUCACUGAAAUGGAUGCUAAGACUGUGACUGCCUCUAUCAAGCCAAAGUGUGGGCGGAUGAUCAGCUUCUCUUCUGGAGGAGAGAACCCGCAUGGUGUGAGGGCCGUCACCAGAGGCCAGCGGUGUGCGGUGGCCCUGUGGUUUACCUUGGACCCACUCUACAGAGAGCUGGAGCGAAUAAAGGCCGAUGAAGUGAUUGCCAUUCUGGACCGAGAACAGCAAGGGAAGCGUGAACUGAGCGUCAACCCCAAGGACGAGCUAUGAAAACGGGAAAGAAUGUUCUAUCAGAUAUUUAUUUAAGUUGUUAAUCUAGAAGAACCUUUUUAUUUUUGUACAGAGCCGUGGUAUAAAUUAACAGGUUAACACGAGCCCCUCCACCUCCCUUCAGUGCCUAGCGAUGCUCGCUUCUGCUUCUGCCUGCCUUGGUUUUCUUCAGUUACCCUCAAAACCCAGUGAAGUUCACACACAUCACACACACACACACACACACACACACACACACACAGAGGCAGCCCACCACACAAACACAUACACACAACACAGCACAUCAACCUAUACACUACACUCAAUACAGACACAGAGCAACACACAAACAUACCAACACCCUACACGCAAUUCACCAUAAAACAUGCAAAGACAGCCCAGCCAUAUGGCACAUCACACAGACAUGCAAAUACCCACCAUACAUUAAAAAGGAAUAUAUGAAUGUAUAAACACAUCACAGCACAAACAAAUGCACCUACAAACAAUACACAAAUAUAAAGCACACAAAGGCAGAAGCAUAUGCCAUAUCCAAAUAAGACAACAUGCAGACACACACACAUCACACAAACACCCACCAUACAAAUACACAAACUCUCACUGUAUCAUACAGAGAUAUAUCCCACACCCAGAGACUGACCACAUAUGCACAUACACUACACAAAAAAACCAACACACAUACACACACACACACACACACACACACACAGGUCCCUGGGCAUUCAGAGGUCAGAGGUCAGAGAUAACAAGCUGUACCUUGGUGAAAGCGCACGCUCGUGGGUGCCCCAGUCCUAGAGUCCUGCAUGCCUUGCUCUCUGCGGCCUGCCUGGCUCAGUGCCUUUCAGCAGCAUCUCCCCGCUUCCCCCAGUGUCCUGUCCCUGAGCUCAGCCUGAUCUGUUCCCAGUGCCAGCUCGGCUUCUCACAGCCUCUGGCAGAGCCCGCCUUGCCUAAGCCCGCAGGAGCAUGGAGGGCACCCAGGCUCCUGGAAGGAGCCGCAAGUAGGACUGUACAACAGGGGUCCCCAUUCUGUCCAGGGCCUCCGUGGUGGAGCUGUGGCUCUGGCGUUUUCAUCAGGGAGGAAACUUACACUGGAAGCUUCAAUCCUCCUGGGCGCCAGUGCCCCAGAAGGACUGUCCUGGGAGUGAGUUGUGUCUUUAAAGCGUCCCAUAGAAGCUGAGGUGGAAUGGCCUUGACUCUGUGGCUUCGGAAGAUGACCUCAGUCCCCCGGACCAUUGUGGAGCUGCAGCAGCACAGAAGCCACUGGUGAAGAGGAAUCUUUGUGUUCGAGUCAGAAAAUCACACCCCUGUGACUCCAGGCUUCAUCUGCCAUCCCCCAUGGCCGCUCGCCAGCUCAGAGAUCUGAGCUUUCUUUGCUUUGUUUAAUAAAGGGACCCUUCCCUUAG